This is a messenger RNA of Plasmodium berghei ANKA, 2652 nucleotides long. RefSeq names its product conserved protein, unknown function. The coding region runs from base 1 to 2652 and encodes 883 amino acids. The transcript has a single exon. NCBI's taxonomy places the organism in Eukaryota, Apicomplexa, Aconoidasida, Haemosporida, Plasmodiidae. The record is from RefSeq and is a predicted model, not a curated record.
AUGAAAUAUUGGAUUUUUGUUUUGUUAAUAAUGUUAUCAAUAAAUAUAAGGAAAUACAAAAAUUAUAAUUUAAAUAUUAAAUUAAAGCCUUUUACAAACAAAAUAUAUAUGUCUAGCCGAGUACAACUUAAAUCGACAAAAUUGCAACAUAGAAAAAGACCAAGAAAAAGAAAAAAAUCAGAAAUAUAUAGAACUCCUGUUUUAUAUAAUCCCAAUCAAAAAGAUUAUUUUAAUUUGCAAAGUGAAUAUAUAUGUUUGCCUGAUAUCGAAAUAUUAAAUUUAUUAUCAAAAAAUAGAUUACAUGCAUUAGUAAAUGCCAUUAAAAAUAAAGAUAAUGACCAAAUUAAUAAUAUUCUUUACAAAGAUGUAAAUAAUAUAUAUAUAGAUUCAAGAUACAUUUAUUAUUAUCCAAGUUUUAUUAAUAAUGAAAAGAAUGAAAAUAAUUUAAAUGAGUUUAAUAAUUAUAAUAAACAAAAUAAAAUAAACUACCAAAAGAAUUCAAUAGAAGUAAAUGAUAUUUCAAAUAAUGAAGACAACCAAAAUCAUCAACUAUGGAAUCAUGAAAAAAAUUAUAUUUUAAAAAAUAACAAUUUUAACAAAAAUUAUAUUGUAGAUAUAAAAAAAGGAAAUGAAAAUGAAACGGAUAAUAAUAAUGAAGAUAAUACAAAAUUUGUGGAUAUAAAUAAUAUUUAUUUUUAUUUUAAAAAAGUUAACAUUACAAAUAUAAAUAAAGAUAACAUAAAUGAUGAUAUAUAUAAAGAAUUAAAAGAAUUAAAGAAAAUAUCGAUGGAAAAAGGAGAUCCAAUUGGAUAUAACAUAUAUAAAUAUUUUCUAAAUAUUAUAACUAAUGUAGAUAGAUUCAAAUAUAUUGAUGAUUUUUUUUUAGUCGAUUAUAUAAAUAAUGUAUGGGAAAAUAAAAAUAUUCAUAAAUAUUUUUAUUUUUUAAAUUCUUUAUAUGAUAGAAUGAAAAAAAUAUCAUAUAAAUUAUUUAAUCUUAAUUAUAAAAUUGAUCAAAUUGAUCAUAUUGAAGAAAAAAAUAAAAUGAUAUAUUUUGAAAGGCACGAAUUAUUUAACAAAAUUAUAAAAAAAACGAAAUUUAUACCAAAUUACAUAUUAAAACAUAAUUAUAUUUAUUCUAAUAAUAUUUUUAAUUUAUAUCAAUAUGAUAUUAAAUCAAAUUCCUUUGUUAACAAAUUUGACUCAACUUAUACCCCAGUUCUAUUAACCGAUUUUUUUGAUCCAGAAAAAAAAAAAAAUUUAAAUAUAUAUUACAAUUUAAACACCUUUGAUUCAUUUAAAACUUAUGCACAUACAUAUCCAAGAAACAAUCAGCUCAAGAAAGUUAUGCAAAUCACUUAUGGGAAAGACGAAAACCAAAAUGAAAAAGGCGAAAACCAAAAUGAAAAAGACGAAAACCAAAAUGGAAAAGACGAAAAUCAAAAUGGAAAAGACGAAAACCAAAAUGGAAAAGACGAAAACAAUAAUAUGAUUAAUGUAAAAAAUAUGAACAAUUCGAAUGAAGAUAAACAAAAUAACGGACUUAAUAAUCAUAGUAGUUGGAUAGAUCGAAUAAAAAGGGAUAAAAAAAUAAAAUACGAAAUUUUAGAAAAAAUAUCAGAAAAAAUGCAUAGUGAAUUUCUUGAAAUGAAAGUAAUUGAUAACCAAAAUAAAAUAGAUUUAAAUAAAAUUGAUGAUAUAAAAAAUGAUAAAAAUAGUUUAUUAUAUAAAAAAGUAUAUGCUAUGAGAGAUUAUUUUUAUAAUUUAAUUUAUGAUAAUUAUAAACCGAAUUUAGAUAUAUAUGAGUUAGAAACAUUUAUAGAUGCUGAAUAUAGAACAUAUUCUUAUAAAAAAGAUUUAGAUAUACUUUUCAAACAUUGGGUAUUGAAUGAAAAUAAACAAUUGCCAACUAUUCAAUUUGCUAAAAAGGAUGUUCAAUUAGCAAAGACAAGACUUAUGUCAAAAAGAAAACGAAAAAUUAUAGAGUUUGAUCAACUUGUUUAUGAACGGCAUUGUAAACUUCAAAAGGAACACCAUAAUGAUGAAUCCCAUCAAGUUGAUAAUAAUCAAAUUUAUAAAAAAGUCAGAAAUGAAAAAGAAAAGGGAAAACAGAAUGACAAUUGCCAAGAUAAGGUUAUUAAAAAAUCAAUUAAUUGCUUAAUUAAAUGGAAUGUUAGAAGCGAAAAUGAUUCAAACAAAAGAAACAAACCAAAUGACGAUUAUAAUGACAACGAUUAUGACAAUGAUUGUGACAAUGAUUAUGACAACGAUUAUGACGAUGAAAAUGAAAAUGAAGAUACUGAUCUCAUAGAUUUUGAUAAAUAUGAUAUACAAAAUGAGGAAAUAAAAUCAUAUGGAUUUUGUGAUGAAGAAUUAGAAGAAUAUGACAAUGAUUCCACAACUCCAUUUUAUAAUAUGAAAUUUGCUAAAUUGGUAAUUUAUGACGAUAAUUAUAAUAAAACAACUUUUGUCGAAACGUUGAUGAAAUAUAUACAAACAUGUGAUUAUCAACGAGCCAGCGAUAUUUAUAAUUCUUUAAAAGUAAAAGGUAAAAUUGCUACGUUAUAUUUUAAAAAUUAUGAAAGGGCCGAAAAUAUUGCUUUUCUUUUACGGCAAUCCCCAGAAAAAAUUAUAGUUGAUGUGGAACUUUUAUAA